Helicoverpa armigera (cotton bollworm) is the source of this 3407-nucleotide messenger RNA. RefSeq lists its product as uncharacterized. The transcript has 3 exons. The record is from RefSeq and is a predicted model, not a curated record. NCBI's taxonomy places the organism in Eukaryota, Metazoa, Arthropoda, Insecta, Lepidoptera, Noctuidae. The coding region runs from base 1264 to 1761 and encodes 165 amino acids. Gene Ontology annotation, molecular function: DNA binding.
AGAUCUAGGCUGAAACUGGGCACGUAACGUGAAGCCAAAACUAUAGACAAUAGUGUACACGUAUAGCAGUCUCAUAAACGUGGACGUAAAGUUGGUAUAUUCAGUUAUGACGGUGUCGUGCAUAGUCUGUCCUAUUUAGCCACACCCGGGAGACUUCCAACGCGGUACAAACCGGGAUGACUCAUUAAAAUGUUGGCCGCAGUUUUAUCUCCGGGGAAUUUCUCCUUUGUUACACACGCUAACGUUUUGGCUGCUAUUCAACUAUCCGGCGAAAAACAAUAAGUGCUCCGUAUGUGCUUUAAAAGGAAAAGAUUGGGAUAUAACUAAGAAUGUUACUAAAUUCACUCUCGCUCGACUGAAUUAGUAUGAAAAGUGAAACCAAGUUUUGUGAAAUGUAUAAGUGUCUAUGUAAAUUGCUACAAUCAAAACACAAUAAAGUUUAUAGCAUACUGUGAUUGAGUAUUGAUGCUAUUUAUAAUGAUAGUUAUCUACACUAUUUACAGUAGUUAUCCGCAUCUUGAUCUAGUGACAUAAAUUAGACAAUUUAUUGGUCUUCUCUAGCUUCUACUGUCAUUAGCUGCUUGGCUAAUAAAUAUAAGUAAUAAAUUCAACGAUAAACUGUCAAAGCUGCACUUACCGCGUAAUUAGAACGUUUUGUUUUUUUGUCAAUACGUAUAUUAUAAUGUUAAGUAAAACAUUUUAUUAAUUUCGAGUACAAUGACUCACAGUACACUACGUCGGCACGUUGACAAAUAAAUAAAUGUCCGAUUGACUCGAGUGACGUAUUCAAUAAUUAACUACAAGCUAUGUACAUAACAGGUUUUAAAGAUAAAACCAGGUUUCCUCGUCAGUGUUACACGGCCGGACAAAGGCAGGAUCUAGAUAAUUAGUUGCGGACAAAAAUAGUCGUCGGUGUCGGGCCCUGGGCCAGGUGACGUCAGCGCGCCAGGGCCGGCGGCGGGGCAAGACGGGCCCCGCGCCAGUGUCGCGCGCGCCGUCAGCCCGCUCGCACGCCACCUGCCGAGCCUGAGCCAGCACCCGCCGCGCGCUGCCCUGCCGCCUGCUCGCCUCCACCGGCCCCCUCCCGGCUGCCUACGCGAUCCUGAACCACACGCUCACUUAUAAAAAAUAUGACGCGGUCAUUCAAGGACGGUCGACCACUGACGAGAGGUAUUUCCCGUUUUUGAACCGUCAAUGUCACACGUAGCAGUGCAAUAAAUAAAUAAAAAUAAAAGUAUUAAAAGUAAAAGAAAUGAGAGUGCAAUGGUCAGAAGAUACGAAAGAAUGAGUGGACGCCAGUCCUGGAACGAAGAUGACAUGGCUAAGGCAGUCGCAGCAGUCGUGUCAGGUAAGAUGGGGUACAAGCUGGCCGCCAGGACCUUCCACAUUCCUCGCUCAACUCUCCAAAGACGUGCUAGCAAGAUACGGUAUCAGCAACCUGAUGACCCCAAACCUUUAAUGGGCCACUACCGAAGGGUCUUCACGGACAGUCAAGAGAAAGACUUGGUUGGAUACAUCAAAAGCAUGGAGAAGUAUUUCAUGGGAGUCUCCAGGCGAGAUAUUCGGGAGCUAGCCUUCCAGUACGCAGAAGACAACCAUCUGAAUCAUCCGUUCGAUGUGAACACCAGGAUGGCAGGCGAAGACUGGGUCAGGAACUUCCUGAAGAGGAAUCCAGAGCUCCUGGACAAGUCGGAGCAUGAGUGCGGCUUGGAGCCCGUGAACUUCGAUCAGUUCUAUCACUUUAUGUGUCAGCUGUCAUGAUGACUGGCUGCUUAGACGGUAAAACUAGUUGUAAGUAAAAAGGUCAAGUUCGCCCCCCAGAGAGCCUCAGCAUUAAUGUUUGACAUGUGUGAAUCCAACCUGUGUAUACUGUACAUGCCCACUUUGUAAUCAUUCAUAUGAAUUUGUUGUACAAGAAAUUGCUCAAUAACACACAUUCGUAAUCAAAAACGGUAACCAAAUCAUGAAGACUUUAGGCAGUUUAUAUCCACAAGUUGAUACAUAGUACAGUAAGACUUUUGGAAAGAUUUUUUAAAUUUAUAUGAACAAAAUUGUAGCAAAAGUAGAUGAAGAGAGCCAAGCUCAAAUAUGCGAUGUUACCUUUGAUAUUUUCUUAAUUUGAUUAGAUAUUUUGUUUUGUUAAUAUUUGGGACCGUAGACAGAUGCGCGCAUGGCCGCGUGUCACAGUCACGGUUCUGCACUUAGUAAGUACUUACGAAGUCUAUAGUUGUAUCUGAUUUAUAGUUUAAAUUUUGUUAUUUAAUGGUACUAAAAGAUAACUUGCUAAAUUAAGGGCUGUGAUAACAGAGAAAGGUGUAUUUUUAUGGAACAUAUCUAUUGAGGUGAUGUAUAUAUUUACAAAGACGGUAUCUGAUAAUUUAAAUUUAAUAGCUUACUACAAAUUGCAAUGUGAACGCAGAGUAUGUUUUGAUUGUAAAAUGUUCCGUAACAUAGUUUCUACCGGCAAGGCGCAACGUAGCGGGAUGGUCUGAUUUGCAAUAUUUCCUUUGUGUGCAAUAUUAAAGCUAUGUACUAAGGAGCUAUAAAAACUAUGCAGCACGUCAUACAAGACGCGACAAAUAACAUAUUUCAGCGGUCACGCUAUAAGCAUCGUACGUCGUACGUUACGUGCCAAACUCAAAAAAACUGCAAACAAUGUAAUUAAUACGUGAUCAGAGACAACGUUCGAUUGAUGUAGUUCUAACACCGUGCAAAUGAACGUUUUUCAUUUUAAAAUGGCAUGCAAAUAAAGCAGUAAUAAAAUGCUCGUCCAUGGGUGAAUUUUACGUAACACACGCGCAUGAAUCUGCAAUCGAGGCAAACAUUCUCCAUUAGUGUAGUUUGACGUAGCACAUACAACUGCAGUGUUGCCAGUUACGGAACAUUUGCCCCUAAUGAACGCUGAUAACGAGCGCGUCAGCGAUCUGCCACGCGCUGCGCUCAGCUCCAACGAGCCACUACCUGCGUCACUCACAUGCAUAUAAACUCUUUAUACGUACUAUUGGGAUGGGAUAGUGAUAUUCGUGGGAUUUCGGCUUAUCUAAUUAUUUCGAUUCUAGUUAAAAUUAUGUUCGUGUUUCGUCCAAAUCAAUGCUAUUUUUCUAUAGUCACUAUUUUAACGAUCCCACUGUACCAAAUUAGUUAUAUUAUUAUCGUUACCUGAUUCAAGUUUUGAUCUCUUUAACUUAGUUCAAAAUAGCGAAAUGUUUAUUUAUUUAGAUCUCGAAAUAUUAAAUGUUUGUUGGUUUAUUAAAUUUUUAACAUUCGGAAACAUUACCCGUAUGCCAAACUAUGUUGUUAUUUUGAGAUUUAUUUUUAAUUAAUAUAAUAAUAUAUUCCUAUGUACUUAGUUUAAAAAAAUGUGAUUAUAAAUUGAAAUAUUUAAUAAAGAAAAUUUUAAGUACCUA